Mizuhopecten yessoensis (Yesso scallop) is the source of this 5430-nucleotide messenger RNA. RefSeq lists its product as uncharacterized. NCBI's taxonomy places the organism in Eukaryota, Metazoa, Mollusca, Bivalvia, Pectinida, Pectinidae. The coding region runs from base 88 to 4161 and encodes 1357 amino acids. Gene Ontology annotation, molecular function: protein binding. The transcript is spliced from 12 exons. The record is from RefSeq and is a predicted model, not a curated record.
GGAAAAUCUUUAAAGACGCCAUCUUGAUCGAGAAAAGCCGAGGAUGGGCUAAAGUAUUUUCCUGGUUUGUUAGACAAAAUCAAAGCAAUGAAUCAGUAUCCAGGCGGUUUUGUGCCAAUGAUGAUGCCAUCAGUACAAUCGGUGCAACAGCCUUACAUGGUGGUACGUCUGCCACAUGGUAUGCCACAUCCAGCGGUGGCACGAGGAGGGACUGCCCAGCCUGGUGCAACCUUUCUUCCCGGGAUGCAGAUGCCACUUACUGCAACAGGAGCCACAUCUGCAGCUAGGUUUGGUACACAGGGAGGUCUUUUAGCUUCCCCAGCUGCUUCUUCAUUUCAAGGUGCUAUCCAAGGGAUGCAGGGUGUAGCAGGCUUGCAGGGCAUGCCUGGGAUACAGGCAUUAUCUGGUGUACAGGGUGUAGCGGGUGUUCAGGGAGCUCCUACACCUCCAAUGCUACCAGUGACCUCAACUGCAUUAGAUAUGCAGGCAUUUAAUCAGAAAGCCAUGUACGGUGCACCGUUAGGUCUCAGUGAACAAAUUCUUUUAGCUCAACAACAACAACAACAACAGCAAGCUCAGCAGCUACAUUAUAUUGGUCAGCAAGAUGUUAAAGAGGUCGGAGCUUAUGAUGUAAACGUCAAAAUGGAGCUGGACGAUUAUAAUUCAGAUCUCAACCUUGUUAUAGAUGAAGAUGGAUUUGGUGCUCAACCGAUGGUUAACCCAUCGGGUUUUAAUUUCUGCUGGGCUGGAGCUAGGGCAACAUACGGGGUUACACGAGGAAAGGUAUACUAUGAAGUACAGAUUACAGAAAACCUUCCAACAGACUUUGGAGAUGACCACCAAGAAACAAACCCUCAUGUACUUCGUAUUGGAUGGUCUAUAGACCGAUCAUCUUUUCAACUAGGAGAAGAGCCCUUUUCUUACGGAUAUGGAGGAACUGGGAAAUUUUCAGUGAACUGUAAAUUUCAAAGUUAUGGAGAGCAGUUUGGCCAGGGAGAUAUCAUAGGCACACUGUUAGAUCUUGACUCUCGCCCUCCGACAAUAUCCUACACAAAGAACGGACAGUGGCUUGGUAUCGCAGCAUCACUCCACAAUUUCAAAGCUGGAGAGAAAGAGUUUGCCUUAUUUCCUCACAUUCUUUCUAAAAAUUGCAGGUUCCGAGUAAAUUUUGGUCAGGAAGGUCCGUGGUAUCCUCCUCCCCCAGGAUAUAACUACAUCAGUCACUUCCUCGCCAUAGAUAGGGUCAAAGGCCUCGAACCACCUGCAAAAAAAUCAGACUGUGAGAUGAUGAUGAUCAUCGGUCUACCUGGUGCUGGUAAAACUACCUGGGGAGUAAACAUGGCAAAAACUCAAAUAGAAAAGCGCUACAACAUCAUCGGCACAGACACACUUAUUGAUAAAAUGAAAGUGAUGGGUCUCCCAAGGAAGAAUAAUUAUCAUGGUCGUUGGGAUGUCCUCAUUGACAAGGCAACAAAAGCUCUCAACAAACUAUUUGAAACAGGAUGUAAAAAGAACAGAAACUACAUUUUGGACCAGACCAAUGUUUACCCAUCAGCCAGAAGGAGGAAGUUAAAGAAUUUCAAUGGAUUCUACAGGAUUGCCGCAGUCAUACAACCAGAUGAUCAAGAGUUGCAACGCAGAUCUGAAAAGCGGACUGUCGAAGAUGGUAAAUUUGUACCAGAGUCAGCUGUUCUAGAGAUGAAAGGGAAUUUCAAACUACCUGCAGAGAAUGAUGACUUAUUCGAUAGAAUAGAUUUUAUAGAACUACCACGAGACAAGUGCCAGGGGUUAGUGGAAGGCUACAACCAGGAAGGCAUUGCGAACAGGCCGCCUCGGAAAGGAGGUGCAGGAGGAUUUGGACGAGAUAAUAGACCAUUCCAAACCCCAGCAGACCUAAGACAGGGCCAAGGUUACCAAGCUCCUAGUCAAGGUGGUCAGUUCCCUGAUCGAUACAGAGGUCAGGACAUACCACCAAUGCCAGGUCAAGGUCGUCCACAGGACACUGCUCAGUUCAGGGGAAGCUAUCCAGCAGAGGGUGCAAACUUUAGAGGUAGGGGUGAUCAUGGUUCUAAAGGUACUGAACCUGCAGAAAAACGGGUGAGGUAUGACACAGCUACCAGUGCAAGUGGUUUGGACUUGCUAAAGCAAGAGUAUGCUGAGGAGGAGCAACCUCAGGCAGCAGCACUCAGUCAGUAUGCAGCUCUUAUUGCAGCUCAACAGAGACCACAACAAGUUGUGCCAAAACCGGAGCAUCAGUGGGCAAGGGCUGAGUAUGGUGGUGUUGGACUGUAUGCAGGGCUUGCAGCUCAAGCUAAAGCCCUUAUGGAACAACAGCAAAGCCUGCAGCAAGGUUUGCCACAAGGUCUUCCCCAAGGUUUACCACAGGGCUUACCACAGGGCUUACCUCAAGGUCUUCCUCAGGGUCUUCCUCAAGGUUUAGGAUUACUACCACAAGUACCCGGUGAACAGUCAUUGCUAGGACAUCCCGCUGCAGCCUAUGCUAAUAUGCAGCAAUUUGCAUUCAUGGAUCGCAGUGGAUUGAGUCAAAUGUCAGGUGCAGGAUUGAUAGUAGCUGGAGAUCAAAACUUUGUGAGGAAGGCUGCUGUACAACCUCCACCGCCUCCCCCUGAACACACAAGUGUUGCAGAUGUUUUGAGAAGUCAGGGAUGGCAAGAAAAGGAUGCUAAGUCCCAAAGUCAGGAAACGACUGAUUCUGGAUUGAACAGAGGUGAUCGUCAGUCUAAUAAUUUAGCAGAUGGCUGGAAGAAUGUGUGGCAGCAGCAACAACCACAACCACCACAACAACAGCAGCAGCAGCAGCAACAACAACAAGCACAAAAACAGCAACAACAGCAACCCUCUCGCAAGCAAGAAGGUUUUGGAAAUCAGCUCUCAUAUAACAGGCCAGGAUCACGCAAUCAGUCCUCAGAAUCACAGUUCUCACAAAAACAACCCCAACAGAGACAGCAUGAGUCGUAUGAUUCUCAAUUCCCAUCGGGGGCUAGACAAUCAUUCGAUUCACAGAAAAAAAUCCCACAAGAAAAGCAUCAACGCGAAACGUAUGGACGACAAGAGGAACCAAAUUCAUACAGAUCUGACCGUCAGAAUCAGUAUGGGGGGCAGAAGCAAUAUUCUGGACAAAGACAAAAUCCGAAUGUUGAUAACACCAGGAGUAGACCGCAACAGGAUAACUUUGAAGCUGACAGAGGUCAGUUUGGAAAUUUUGGUGUUGAAUCCACAGAUGUAAGACGUGAAACUAGUAGUGAUGGUGGAGGAAGUCAAGACUCCUCUAGUAAACCAAGCCUCAAAGCAGAGGAAUCUGAUAAACCUAAACGUGAAAGGAGAAGACCCAGUAAAUGGGAUACACCGUCAGAUGAUCAACCACCAUCUCCUUCUGCAGAAGGCGAGUCGUCAACUCAAAGUAUGGAUAUGCCGUCACAGCCUGAGGAAAGUAGCCGUCCUGGUUUGGACAGUCCAAGAUGGCAGCACCAAGAAAAUAAACGAGAUAGUUUUUCUUCAAAUGAUUUUGACGGGCAGCAAGAACCCAACCAGCAAAAUUUUAACGACCACAGAUCAGGUAUGGGAAAUCAACGUGGUCCACCUAACCAGGAAAGACCUGGCGGUAGAUACGGGAUGCAGGAUGAUCGUCCAGGUGGAGGAAGAGGUGGCUUCGGUGGUGGAAGAGGUGGUUUUGAUGGGGGCAGGGGAGGCUUCGAUGGUGGAAGAGGGGGUUUUGAUGGAGGCAGAGGCGGCUUUGAUGGGGGAAGGGGAGGUUUUGAUGGUGGCAGGGGAGGAUUCGAAGGAGGAAGAGGAGGUCAUGGAGGGCGCCCACAACCCUUGAUGGGAGGACCUGGUCCAAGGGGCCAUCCAGGUCAGAGACCUCCUUUCAGAGGACAGCAAGGCCCGGGACAAAGAUUCCAAGGACCUGGACGAGGUAAGGGCCCAGGAGGUCCCGGGGGCCCGGGUGGACCAGGAGGUCCAGGUGGCCCUGGUGGACCGCGGCCGUUCAGACCUAGAAAUCCAUUUGAUGGCGGGAUGAGAGGUGGUGGAAGACCUCCUUUCGGACAGCGAGGAGGAUUUAAUCAGAGAGGUGGAAUGAUGCGAGGACCCAGACCUGGUGGUCCUGGUGGUCCAGGUGGACAUUUUAACAGACAUUUGUAAAUUAUGAUAGUAUUGUAGUUUAAGUUGUCAUGCCAAUAUUUCAUUAUGCAUUGUACAUCCCUUAUCGAUUUUUUCAAUCAUUGAUACGAUCAGUUUGUAAAUAGACAUUAUUACUCUUAGAACAUGUUUUGAGGCAUUUCUUUUUUGCUUUGAUAUAGUUACUGACGAAGAACAAUAUUGAGGUGCGUGUUUGGUCUCUCAACAAAUGACCCUUAGAAAAAUAAUAUUAAAAAAAAUAUUAUCCUCCUUUGUUUUUAACAUCUGUUUUCUUCCUGAAUAAGAAUUCUUUUUAUGAAAACAAUUUGACAACUGUCCUCGUCAAACAAUUGUUGAAAGGCUCAUUUUAUAUAAACGUUCUAUGAAACGCCCUUUUUAAAAAAAAAUGUCAAAUGUGAACACACUUACACUUUUACUCUUAACAAUUUGAUGUUUAACUUCCAUUUCAGAUUAAAAAAACUCCACAAAUUUAGAAGUCGGACACUAAGCAUUUUUGUAACACUAAUAUAAAGUUGUUGCAAGAAAUGAAAGUUUUAAAUCGCUAUUGUAUAUUAUUCAUGUGCAUGAUUGACAGGUGCAGAAAUAUGUUUUAGGUACAACUGUUUGGGAAAUUUGGUGUUAUUUUCAGUGAAUUAUGUUAUUCAUACUAAUAUAUAGAUAGCUGUAAUACAAAUUAUUUCUAUUGUGGAAAAGAGAAUGCUUUCGAGGCAUUUUUUUCAUGCAGGGAUUCUUUUUCAGCUACCUACUUUGGAAUUCGUACCUAUAUUACUUUUUCAGGGUCUUUCAAAGCAAACAAUUAUUUUUCAGUGUCUUCGAAACAAAUCAUCAACAGAGAAUCAUCGUUUUCAACAUCAUCAGUAAAUAGUUAUGUUAAUAUUAACAACACAUACAAACUUGUUUAAAUCCGGUAUGAAGCACGUUUGAAUUUCGCUUUUGUUCACUCAUAACAUUUUGCUAAAGACAGUCUUUCUGUAUGAAAUUGUAUUCUUCAUGUAACGCUUUUUCUAUUAUGCGUUUUCAGACACUUGUGUACGAAGUAAUUCUCUAUAUUGUUUGAUGUGAACAGCUAAUAAAUAGCGGCAUAGUACCUAUGUUGUCCCUUUGCAUGAGUAUUAUGAUGAUAAACAUGAGAAUUACGUCACUUUCAGCAUUCAUUAAAUCAAUACUACCAGGUGUUUUUUUUCAAAUAGGAACUACAAAUGCUCAUAUCUCAAUGUAGUAUGUAACCUUUAUGUAUAUUCAUGUAUUGUGAUUUGUGGAUUAAAUGUAGAA